This is a messenger RNA of Scleropages formosus (Asian bonytongue), 5068 nucleotides long. It is a transcript of the gene ythdc2, whose product is annotated as YTH domain containing 2. Lineage: Eukaryota; Metazoa; Chordata; Actinopteri; Osteoglossiformes; Osteoglossidae. The record is from RefSeq and is a predicted model, not a curated record. Bases 229 to 4452 code for a protein of 1407 amino acids. Gene Ontology annotation, cellular component: intracellular anatomical structure. The transcript is spliced from 31 exons. Gene Ontology annotation, molecular function: ATP binding; helicase activity; protein binding.
CAUCAGAGAGUUUGAAUUUGUCUGCAUCGAGGGACAUGUCCAGACUGCCUAUGUUAACGCCUAAUCUGUCAAAUCUGCCAAAGUUGGGACAGUUGAGUGUUUACCUCUGUGUUUACCUUUACAUCAUCACCAUGUCCUUUAAUAACACUUAUUAAGUGUUUGGGCACUGAAGACACCAGUUGGUUAAGUUCAGCAAGUGGAAUUUCCCCCAUUCAUCUAUUAUACAGUAUGUCCCGCCCUGUGGCAGCACAGCUGGACCCUAGCGGAUCCUCCAGGACCUCCGCAGUGGAAGAAAUGGGCAUAGAGGAACAAGUCAAGAUUGCUGUCAAUGUGUGUUUACAGAGACUGCAGUUGAGUGAGCAGAAAGAAGUGGUAUUCCCCUCAUCCUUGACGAGCACUGAAAGGAUCUUUAUACAUCGCUUGGCCCAGUCCCUGGGAUAUGUUUCCAAAAGUGAAGGUAAAGGAUCAAAUCGAUACCUUAAAAUAAGGAAGAAGGAAGGGCCCGAGACAACGCACUCGAUGAUGAAAAUCAGUUUGUGCCAUAAUUCAAAGAAUGUGAUCUGCAGCUUCCUGCAGAGAUUCCCAGUCACAAAUAAAGAGCACACAGAACUGCUGCUAUGCACAGAGCGUUGUCCAUCUGUGCCCAUGGAAGCUGACAGUGGCCGAGACAGGAAUAGAACCAGCGGGCGUCUGAAUAAUGGAAUUCCUCAGAUCCCCCUACAGAGGGUCCUGACUGAGUUUGACUCGUUCCGUAGCUCCCUUCCAGUGUAUGAACAUCAGGAGGAAAUCGUCAGCACAGUUAAAGAGAGCAGAGUUGUCUUGAUUGUGGGUGAAACUGGGUCUGGAAAGACUACACAGAUACCCCAGUUUCUUCUGGACGACUGCCACAAACGUGGUAUCCCUGUCCGUAUGUUCUGCACGCAGCCUCGACAGCUAGCAGCCAUUGCUGUGGCAGAGCGUGUGGCAGCUGAACGUGGGGAGAGUGUUGGCCAGACUAUUGGCUAUCAAAUUCGCUUGGAGAGCAGAGUAUCCCCCAAAACACUGGUGACGUUCUGUACCUGUGGAGUCUUGCUGCGAACUCUCAUGGCAGGAGAGAUGACCCUGUCGACUGUCACUCAUGUUAUUGUGGAUGAAAUUCAUGAGAGGGAUGCUCUAAGUGAUCUACUCUUGGAAAAAUUGAGGGACACACUACAAAAUGUGCCUACCCUAAAACUUAUCUUGUCCAGUGCUGCCCUUGAUGAUGAUCUUUUUGUCAGAUACUUUGGCUUGUGUCCAGUUAUUCAAAUUAAAGGAAGAUCAUUUGAAGUAAAAGAACUUUUUUUGGAAGAUAUCUUGCGGACAACUGGAUAUAGAAAUAAAGAUAUGAUGAAAUACAAAAAGGAGAUCCAAAAAGUAAUGAAACAACAACUCUCUCUGACGGAGUGGUGUGCGCAUCAAGAGGGCAGCUCCCGGCAAGAGCGCCAGGAGCCAAGUGUUGCGGCUUGUGUCCUCCAGAAGAACAACCUACCUGAUGAUGGCCAGGUAUCUGGCAGUAUUUUCAGCCAGAAUGAAAAAGAUGUAGCUUCACUGGAGCCAUGGCUAGUGGAAGAAAUGGACUCUUGUAUCUCCGAUAUUUUUCUCAAUAAAAAUGUUGAUGCAUUUGCACAACUGUUCAAUCUCAUCACAAGAGAGAACGUCAGCGUUGACUACAAACAUAGCAGGACAAGCGCUACUCCGCUGAUGGUAGCGGCAGGGAGAGGUUUCCUUACUCAGAUUGAGCAGCUCUUGAGCUUGGGAGCCAAUAUCAGUAUGAAGGCUUCCAAUGGCUGGACUGCAUUGCACUGGGCUAAGCACUUCAACCAGUCUGAAGUGGUGGAUCUCCUUGAAUCUUACAUGUCUAUCUUAGAGACAGGCAAGCUGGAUGAAUCACACCUCGUUCAGACUGCAAGCACAGAUUUUUGCAUUGAGGACACGGAGCUUCUUAAGGCUUACCACCACAGUGCUGAUGAUGAGAAGGUGGAUUUGGACCUUAUUAUGCACCUGCUUUACAACAUUUGCCAGACUUCAGAGGAUGGUGCAGUUUUAAUCUUUCUUCCUGGAUAUGAUGAGAUUGUAGUUUUGCGAGACUGCAUUCUUUAUGACGAUAAACGAUUUGACUGCUCUCAAAGGUUCCAGAUUUUCACCCUACAUCCAAAUAUGCAAAGCUCUGAUCAGAAGGAAGUGCUGAAAUGUCCUCUUCCUGGAAUCCGCAAAAUAAUUCUCUCAACCAGUGUUGCUGAAACAAGCAUUACUGUCAGUGACGUUGCUUUUGUCAUUGAUUCUGGCAUGGUCCGAGAGAAAUCUUUUGAUGCUUUGAACAACGUGACAAUGCUGAGGACUGUGUGGAUUUCAAAGACAAGCGCACUACAGAGAAAGGGAAGAGCUGGCCGCUGCAGACCAGGUAUCUGCUUUCACCUCUUCAGCAGACUGAGGUUCCACAACAUGUUAGAGUACCCAGUUCCUCAGCUACUGCGCAUACCCCUUCAGGAGCUGUGUCUCUACACCAAGCUGCUGGCCCCUAUCAACUGCACCAUUCCGGAGUUUCUCUCUAAAGCACCCGAGGCUCCACCAACACUCACUGUGAAACAUGCAGUGCAAAUGCUGAAGGCAAUUGAUGCCAUGGACCAGUGGGAAGACCUGACAGAACUAGGGUAUCAUCUGGCAGACUUGCCCAUUGAGCCACGCCUUGGAAAGAUGGUGCUGUGUGCAGUGGUUCUCAAGUGUCUGGACCCCAUCCUGACAAUUGCCUGCACACUGGCGCACGGAGAGCCCUUCGUUCUGCCUACCCAAGCAUCUCACAGGAGGGCAGCCAUGCUGUGCAGGAAACGGUUCACUGCUGCCUCCUUUAGUGAUCAUAUGGCUCUUCUCAGAGCCUUUCAGGCAUGGCAGAAGGCGUGCAGUGAUGGCUGGGAGAGGGUUUUCUGUGAGAAGAACUUCCUGUCACAAGCGACCUUGGAGACCAUUAUUGGAAUGAGGACUCAGCUGCUGGGACAGCUCCGAGCCAUAGGAUUUGUACGGGCACGAGGUGGGGGGGACAUUCGGGAUGUGAACCUGAACUCGGAGAACUGGUCGGUGGUGAAAGCUGCCCUGGUGGCUGGCAUGUACCCCAAUGUCAUACUUGUGGAUCGGGAGAGUCACUGCCUUCGUGCAUUCAAGGAGAAGAAGGUCCAUUUUCACCCCACUUCUGUGCUCAGCCAGACUCAGUUUAAAAAGAUAUCCCCUGUGAGUGGUCAGGUUGCAGCCAUUCAGUCCUUACCCACAGACUGGCUCAUUUACGAUGAGAUGAGAAGAGCGCAGACAAGUGCCAGUGUUCGCGGCUGCACUGCGGUCACCCCCCUUACCGUGGUUCUCUUUGGAGGCUGUGCCAAGAUGCCCAACGGUGCUUUAGAAGAGCCUGCUGUUCACAAAGACAGUGCCGUCAGUGACAGCAGUGACAGUGACAUGGAGGAGCACUCCACAGCCCAUCUGGCCCAGAUAAAGAUUGAUGAGUGGCUCAGUUUCAAACUGCCGCAACAAACGGCCACUCUGGUAUACCAGCUUAGACAGAAGUGGUACAGCCUGCUCCUCCGUCGGAUCCGUGCACCUUCCAAGCCCUGGACUCCAGUGGAUGAGGCCACCUUGCAGGCUCUGGUUUCUGUGCUGACCACAGAGGAGCGCGCAGCUGGUCUGCAGCAGCCGUCUGGCAUUGGACAAAGACCGCGUCCCGUGUCCUCUGAAGAGGCCAGUCGGCUGUCUCCAUGGAAGACUGCUAGCAGGUUUCCAAGCUCUGUGGAAGCUGCUUUCGCUGAUGAGCCCACUGAGCCUGAGAGAGUCCUGAGGAUGUCGUCGUCUCCAGUGCUGCUACAGGUGAAGGGACACAAGGAUAAGAGUGUGUCCCUGGCCACACACCUGGGAGAUGACCAGUCAGAUCACUGCUCUCUCGUAAGUACAGAGAGAAACGGCAGUGGCAGCUCCUUGUCGCUGCCGCCUGGAGCAAAGUUCUUCAUGUCACGACCCAGUAACACUGGGCGCUAUUUCAUCAUGAAGAGCAGCAACAUGCGCAACAUAGAGAUCUCCCAGCAGAAGGGCAUCUGGUCCACCACUCCAAACAAUGAGCUGAAGCUCAGUUGUGCCUUCCUGGAGAGCAGUGUCGUCGUCUUGAUUUUCUCUGUACAGGGCUCCCGAAACUUCCAGGGCUAUGGGAGGAUGUCCUCCGACAUUGGCCCAGAGCGAUGCCAGGAGUGGGGCUCCACUUUGCUAGGGGGGGUGUUCAAAGUGGAGUGGAUCCGCAAAGAGAACCUUCCCUUCCAUUUUUCACAACACUUGCUCAACCCUUGGAAUGAGAAUAAAAAGGUACAAAUCAGCAGAGAUGGACAGGAACUGGAGCCACAAGUCGGAGUCCAGCUUAUCCAGCUUUGGCAGCACAUCCCAGAGAAAGCACAGCAGCGCAAGUAGCGCUAAAAACCGACAGUCUCCUGAGGACACUGGGUCAAGAGCAGGAAGAAAUGGCUGAUGUGCUCCUCAAAAAGUCAAAGGUCUCUGUUGAUGCUGUUGUUUGUGUUGUUACUUUUCAGAUUCUGUGGAAAAAGUACAUACUGAUGUAGAGUACCAUAUGAAUUUUACCCUGGAGACAUUGCCAGGCUUAAUUUGAACUGUGGUGGUUGUAGAGUUUGGACUGUGAUACUUCAUGCCUGGAAUAAAAGUGUUUCUUGGCCUUGUGUUGAAUUUAAAUUAUAAAAAUGAGUUAAGAUUUGGACUUUUUUUGUAGCAACUGUUACAUGGGGACAUGUUGUUUACCCAGAAAAUAUGGUAGUUUUCUUCAAAUACAAGGUGGUGCAUUGCCACAAGAUGUGGCCCUAGAAGCAUGUAAGACGAAGGGCAGAAAAGUUAUGUUUAGUUUCUGUAGGACAGUUUGACUUCAGCUUUCAGUGGUAGUGGCAAUUUUGUCACGUUACUCUAAAGGUGCAUUUUAACCCUGUUGGGGUAAAUUGACAUGUUUUGGAUGUCUUUGUGAUUUGUCCAAAUAUGAGUUUGUUUCUUGAAUACUUAGAUUAAAAUGUUUUUUUCUCUU